ACUACCUUCCGGCACAUAAAAUAUCGUCACCUUGUCCGUUGAAAAUUGCUUCCGUUCCGCCCACAAGAUUCAGCAUAGUCAAAAGUCAGAAAAUUAUUUUGAAAUAAAGUCAAAAUAAAAUUAAAUAAAGAGAAAAUUACAUAUUUCAAACGUAAAAUUAUAAAAGUGACCAAUGGCGACCAGACGCGUGCCGGCGGACGAGAGUAGAGGCAAUCAAAAUACGCGCGCACGCACAUCGCUUUAUACUGACGGUUUUGUUGAAGCCAACGAGCAGAGUUAUGAAAGCGCCGAUUCGGCACGUGGUGAGCAUACGCAACGUGCGGCGGAAAGAUAUAAAAAUAAUAAGAGCAAAACAAGAGGAAAAUAUUAUGAGGAUGAUGCUGGUGCAAGUGAAGGGGAGGAUUUUUCAAGAGUGCAAAACAAGAAGCAAGCAAGCAGAAGCCACGAAAAGGGCAAGCAUUGUGUUAGGACUGAACGAAGCUGUGAACCGGGAUAUGCCAAAGGUAGUAACAGUGCUACAGAAACUGAAAUGGGAACCGAUGCAGCAGCUAUUACGACGUGCAGCUAUAAAAGUAGGCAGCGACGAAAAUUUAACCUAGAGAGAUUACUUGAUGAUGUGGUGUGCAAUUCAGACUACGUAAGCGAUCCGAAAUACAACCGCAAUGCGGUGGGCGGAAACAGAUAUGUGACCGUCUCAGAUGACUACAAGCCACUACUUCUCACCGAUUCAGAAGAAUGUAAACAUAAACGAAGUACCGCAAGACGAACGCGAUCAGCGUCACCACCGCCAACCCCUCAAACGCUAGAGAAAGUGCGGCCUAUGCAUACACGGCUACCCCUUGCCUCAGCGACUCAAGAAUAUGUACCGAAGCAAGUCGUGCAAAUUGGCGUAUAUGCGCCACUUCCAACACUACUGGCGCCGGCCACAUAUUCCACGUUAAAUUCAUUCGUGCCGUACAAUAGGCAAGGACCAUAUGCAGCCCAACCAGCACGUCAAAUCAUAUUACCUACUAUACAAGCGUUGGGAUACGUGGAACAAAAUAAUGUACAGGAUUAUGCGCUUCCCGAACCACCACCACAAGUGGAUAACGUCAUAACAAACGACAACCUCGUUAGUGUAACUUAUACAGCUCCACAGCCAACCCAUUUGAACCAGGAAAACGGCGAGCUCAAAAGCUCUCAAAACUCGAACGAACGGCCAAUGCUGAAUACGAACGUAUUAACGGAUUCCAGUACGAGACCCAUUGGGAAUAAUCGGGCUGUCGAUCUAGAGGAAGAUAUUAGUAUACGAGCACAUAUACAAAAUUUUAAUUAUACAAUCAACAGUGGGCGAGCCAACGAGAGGAUUUCGAACGGCAGAGAUAAAACGGACGACGAAGAUAAAGCAAAUGGGUAUGAAAACACAAACGAUAAAGACAAAAAUUAUGGAGAGGCUGACAUUAAUUGGGAAAAUAAACCGCGGAAAGUUGAAAGACCGAGCAUGAGAACAACGCACGGGGAAGAAGAAAGGAAUAGGCAUGAAAAGACGUACGAAACCAAAGAGCUACAUAGCGAAAAUGAGAGCAAUAGAAAGAAGUUUGCUUCAAGAAAAGACGACAGCCAGCCAGAUACGUUAGAUGAGAGCCAAAGUGGAGGAGAGACGAGUAGAUGCUCUAUACGCGAAUGUAAACGAAAAAAACGAAAAAGGAAGAAUAAUAAAUGUUCUGAAAAACAUCGCUCCCUUAGCAAAAAAAGAAGGCAUUAUCGAAAGGAGUCCAAAAGAGAGAGCUCACAAUCUCCGAAUCAUCCCAGAUAUAGUGAAAUGGGCAAGCGAUACAAAUAUUAUGAACACCACACAACUACGGGGAGCGAGAGUGACGACGAAUUGGAUUGCAGUUUUAGUAGAACAUCAUGUAAAGCGAUUAAGAAGUGUUGUAGUCGUAGGCUGGCGAUUUGUCGAACAGCAAGGGCUGCAGCAGGCACACAAAGGGACCAGUGUUGCGAUUACGAGCAAAAGACGCCCGUUGCAAAAGUCAACCAAUUGGAUAAUGAUAUUCAAAAAAGUAUAAUUGAGUGUUUAGCAAAUGCCGACCAAAAGGCUGUACGUAAAAUUAUAGAAUUGAAUAGGGAUAAGAAGCGGUGCAAAGUUUGUACCUGCGGCAUAGUUGGAGAUAACGGCACACCGGUAAUGAAAAACGAUAUGAUAAUACUUAAAUUUGAAGAAGACGAUUCAUUGGCAGCACAGCAGAGGCUGUACACCCGACCUAGAAGUUUAGACAAGGCGACGAAUUGCAAAUGCGAGGUUACAGAUGCCGAGUCAGAAAUCGUUAGAGAGCUGAUCACAAAGAAACAGCUGCAUGAGAAAACACGGAGGUACUUGGCUCAGUACACCAAUAGCUCAAGUGAUUGUUUGACGAACUACGUAUGUGAGGAUGAGCAAGAAGUUGAGCCCGAAUUUAUGCAGGAUUUACUAAGAAAGCAGCGCAGAGAAAGAAAUGCACAAAACAAUAGUGAAGAUUACGUACGUGAACACCUAGCAAAUGUGAAAUGCCUAAAAGAUACUUUCCCAGCUACGCAAGAACCAGAAAUAGUUCACAUGGAUUCAAUCGAAACAGUAGCCAAAUUAAGAAAUAAAAGUUAUGUAGAGAGUGAGAGCAGGUGUGCCUGCACGCCAAAGAAAGAUUUGGAAAUAACUCAAAUGAGACUGCUACCAAUAAAAAGAAACACCGGAAUAAGCGAGAAAUCUGAGACGCGCUCGGGCCAUUACACCCACACGAGCUCUGAGAGAAUGUUUAGCUGUAAGCCGAGCAAAGAGGAGUUGGAGGCACAAGGAGCUACGUAUGUGAAUAGUAAGAGAAUUAAGGAUCGAGAAAUGAGAGCAAGCUACGAGGAGAGUAUUGUAAAUUACACUUGUCAGCCCAGCAAAAAUGCAUUCGGUGUACGAAGAACAAAGCCAGUGACGAGCAAGAGAGCUACUCUGUCGCCUAGAGACAGUUCCGAUGAUAUUAUUUCCAGCGGAUCACGAGUAGACAAACAAAAUGAAGUGGCAGAACGAAAUAACUCUAACAGAAAUGAGAUCGAAGCACCACAAGCGAAUUCCGCGAAGAGCAAGUGGGCUAUGGAUAGAGAAGUAAACGGCAGCUACGUGGAGGAACUAAGCAGAAACGUACGUGGAGAUAAAACACACGAACAUCAAAAAAUUACACCCAAAUCCUAUCUAGGCAGUGCGCCACAACAGCCUCUUUUCACCGACUUUAAACCCAGAGCUUGUAGGGCAAACUGCGCUUGUAUCGAAACGAGUAGAUCCACAUCCGAAUUUUGCAUGGAGAAUGUAGCGAAUUACAUAAGGGAUUACAAAACGAAAGCAACAAGAAUUAUUCCAAAAAAAGCAAAUACCGAAAGGAUACCACACACAACCCGCCAUACUAAUGAAGGAAUCCAAAGAUGUAAUACAGAUUGCGUAUGUAAGGAAAUAGAUGAAUCGGACUCGGAUGAAAAUCUAGUCAGAUAUGCUAGUGAUUGCGACGAAAACAUUAUGGAGCGGCGAACGUCGACUGGCGACAAUACAAAAGCUACUAAGAAAUCAACGGCUAACUGCACACUAAGCACUAAUCCCGAAUCAAAUAAAAACUCAGAAAGGAAAAUGCAUAAUAGCAUACCCAAAGCAAAAUUAAGUUCAAAUUCAAGCGUGGAGCAACGAAGAGCCGCACUGUGUGCUGAACUCACACUGAACGAGCUACUACCAGAGCACUCAUUGAGAACACUACUCACCAAACUCUCCAGCCCAAAUGGCAAACUUUUCUACAUAGACGAUCGACAUUCAGUACCUGCAGAGAACAUGCGAAUAUUUGCGCUGGAUGAGAGUAAGUUGUUGAAUUUAAAAGAAGUUGGCAAUGGAAAAGUGAGUCCCACAAUGUUUAUGUCGCAAUCAAUAAGAAUGGCUGGCAAAGAAGUAGACGGGACACCGAAUAUCGGCUUUCAGCCGCUGUUGGUUCACAAAAAGAGGCGGCUAAAGGUAUGGAAUAGCGCACCGUCCUUGACCACAAGCCAAGUGCAAAUAGCCACAGGAAACAGUAAAACCAAUUUUCAACGCCCGCACAACACUGAGCAUCUAACAAAUAUAAAUGACAGCGCUUUACACACCAUCACAAGAUCUACCAUGCAAGUAGCUAAGGAAGCACGUCUGCCACUCCCCGACACAAGUCACUCUUCGGGUUGUUCGGACCAACCGAAACCAAUGUCAAAGAGUGAAAGUUCUGAGGUGCGCUCAAAUACACGACCUAUCAUAAGUCAAGUGAGUGACUCGAACCACCGAAUCACGCGACUUUGGCCCGAACAGUCUGCUGUGCAACAAACAAAUCGCGAGAAGGAGCUUGCCGAAAACAAAUCAACGUAUGGCGACACUGAUAGGCGACAGCUAAAGAAAGCGAAACAUGUAAGGCAACAGCUAGCAAUGGAAACGAAUGUGAAAUCACAGUCCCAUGUUGAAUUUGGCAUAGCAAAUAACGACAAAUUUGGUCAUAAAACUGCGCGCUCUCCGCCGGAAAGCAGCACAUACAUGGCGUUUAAAGACGACGCGAGCGUGGCAAACACUGGGCACAAGAAGAAACGCAGCAGUUUGCCCAUACAGAAUGCGCCUUUAGAUAAAGUCAAUAUACUUGCACCAGCAAAUCGUCGUCGCCGCGCAAAAGAGUCGAGUGCGUCAAACGAAAGUGAUGCCUCUCAGCAACAAAGUAAACAGAGAAAUUCGCUAAGAAGAGUGAAAACUAGAAAGACCAGCACCGAAAAACGUUUAAAAACGCCCUCAGAGCACAGCAUAAAGUACGUCAAACGUCUACAUAGUCCAACAACGAGUCUGUCAGAAAUAUUCAAUAAGAAUAAGCAACGCGUUACGCGUUCUAGCAUUUCGGAUGAUGAACAGAUGGAUUCAGAUAUGGAUUAUAUAUCAGUGCAAUAUGAGAGCAGUGACAGCGAUCUUCAAUAUCGGGUUGAUUUGGAAAGAAAGAAGGAAUUAUGGAGAAAAGGCACAGUACGAGAAGCGAUUGAGGUUGAAGAGGAGACUGAACGCGCAAGAAACCUGCAACGCACAACGCUUACAGGCGAAUGCUUGGAACGCGCUAUUCACUAUCCGACAGGCGUGUGGAAUGAAGAGCGCAGGCAGCUUAAUUUGAAGCGAAAUAGCGCUGGAAUAUUUGGGCCUUUUUGAUGUAUAUCUAUUUUUUCUUUUCGAAUAAUAUUGUCGUUCUGCAUAAGCUAGAUGAUUGUUAUUGUUAUGUGAGAAAUGUAGUACGAGGAAGUUGAAAUUUGGAAGUAGAACCAAACCAAAAUUAAUUUGUGUGAAGAAAAUUGAAAUUUGUUGUACUUGCCCACAUAACAAUAAAAAUGGCUAGCCGAUUAACCAUUCCACAUAUUUGUAAUUAUGCGUUUGAAAAUGUACAAUAAAAAUUUUUUUUACUCGUA
Molecule: messenger RNA, 5439 nt
Organism: Anastrepha obliqua
Lineage: Eukaryota; Metazoa; Arthropoda; Insecta; Diptera; Tephritidae
Exons: 1
Coding region: 173-5185 (1670 amino acids)
Source: RefSeq, a predicted model, not a curated record